Molecule: messenger RNA, 1282 nt
Organism: Polyodon spathula (Mississippi paddlefish)
Lineage: Eukaryota; Metazoa; Chordata; Actinopteri; Acipenseriformes; Polyodontidae
Product: proteasome subunit alpha type-1
Exons: 10
Coding region: 71-859 (262 amino acids)
Biological process (GO): ubiquitin-dependent protein catabolic process
Cellular component (GO): nucleus; proteasome core complex; proteasome core complex, alpha-subunit complex
Source: RefSeq, a predicted model, not a curated record
GGUUAAGGGAAAAAUAAUAGAUCGGCUGCAUAACUGUUCGGUUUACCAGGGCCAUCAGCGGGAAGGAAAGAUGUUCCGUAAUCAGUAUGACAACGAUGUUACUGUGUGGAGCCCUCAGGGCCGUAUCCAUCAGAUUGAAUAUGCGAUGGAAGCAGUGAAACAGGGUUCAGCCACUGUUGGGCUAAAAUCAAGGACCCAUGCUGUGCUGGUGGCAUUGAAGAGAGCUCAGUCUGAACUAGCUGCUCACCAGAAGAAAAUCCUUCAUGUAGACAGCCACGUUGGUAUUUCCAUUGCUGGCCUCACUGCUGAUGCAAGGCUUCUGUGUAACUUUAUGCGCCAGGAGUGUCUUGACUCCAGGUUUGUGUUCGACAGACCCCUUCCUGUUUCCCGCUUGGUCUCCUUGAUUGGAAGCAAAACCCAGAUUCCUACACAACGUUAUGGGAGGAGACCAUAUGGUGUUGGAUUGCUUAUUGCAGGUUAUGAUGACAUGGGACCUCACAUUUUCCAGACAUGUCCUUCAGCCAACUAUUUUGAUUGUAAAGCAAUGUCCAUUGGAGCCAGAUCUCAAUCUGCACGCACCUACCUGGAAAGACACAUGGAUGGAUUUCUUGACUGUAAUUUAAAUGAACUUGUCAAACAUGGCCUGCAUGCUUUGAGAGAGACACUUCCUGCAGAACAGGACCUCACCACAAAGAAUGUCUCCAUUGGAGUUAUUGCCAAAGAUAUGGAGUUCACCAUCUAUGAUGAUGAUGAUGUUGCACCAUUCCUUGAGGGCCUUGAAGAACGGCCUCAGAGAAAGGUUGUCCCACCUACUGAAGAGCCUGCUGCAGAAAAAGCAGAGGAACCAAUGGAGCACUGAUGUCUGCCAUUUAGUUUGUAAUUACAACAAAAAGCCCUUGUGUCUUUCUGUGGUGAAACUACACUCUGAUACAGUGACCAGUUCAGUUGAAAAGGUUGCUUAACAUCACUGUAUAUCCCAUAAUAUUUAGUACCUUGUUUUUUUUAUUUCUACAAAGACUGGUUUUUGCUUUUCUAUCAGAACCAACUUUUGAAAAUGUAAUUAAAAAAAAUAAGUUUCCCCAUAAGUUUUUUUUUUUUUUUUUUAACAAACUGUUUGGAAAGUACUAUAGUUGUGAAAUCAAGCAUUACACAAAAGAAAAAGCUAGAACCAUGUACUUCGUCAAUAGCCUGUUCUAUAAGCAAACAUGAACUGUUUUUAUUGAAAUCUCAGACUCCAGUAAAAUAAAUAUUUCCGCUUUAUUAAGCGCAGGGGAUUUCUAUA